UUUUACCAACAGCAAAACACGAAGACCAUUUCUGUCCUGGGGAAAAUGGAGACAGAAUUGGAACAAAAUCAAGAAGCUGCCACUGCGCUUUAUUUAAAUGAAAGUACACCAAACAUUACAACCACAGGUGCAAGCUUGUGCAACAGCCUACAGUGUUACAUGGUCCUGAACGAAUCAGAGAAGAAAGCUAUUAGCUCAAUCUGCUUGAUAGCCGGCCCUGUGACAUUCCUGGAGAAUAUUUUGGUCCUGUUGAUCAUUGCAAGCUCCACCACUCUGCGCAGACGGCCAUCGUAUCUGUUCAUCAGCAGCCUGGCACUAGCUGACACCUUUGCCAGCUGUUUCUUCACCAUCAGUUUUCUAGAUUUCCAUCUUUAUAGUCAGAGCGACGGCCCUAAUAUCUAUCUGUUCAAGCUGGGUGGCGUCACAAUGGCUUUCACUGGCUCUGUAGGAAGCCUGUUGCUGACAGCGCUGGACCGUUAUCUCUGCAUCUACCAGGCUUCCAAUUACAAGGUGCUACUGACACGCACUAGAGCCAAGCUGGCUAUUGUAUUACUAUGGUGUGCAACGGUUAUAAUUUCAUUUCUUCCUCUGAUGGGUUGGAGGUGUGCAACCAAGUUUCAUCCUCCGUGCUCCCGUCUCUUCCCUUAUGUGGAUGAUCACUACCUGGCCUUCUGGACGGGCCUACAACUUGUGGUGCUCUUCCUCAUCAUAGUGGCUUAUGUCCUCAUCCUGUGGAAAGCAAAUCGCCAUGAAGCAGCUAUGGGUGGACCAAAGUCGGGGAGGCAGAGCGUGAAAGGACAGGCUCGAAUGCGAAUGGACAUUCAGCUUGCACGUACCUUCAGUCUGAUUCUCCUAAUCCUUGCUGUUUGUUGGCUGCCUGUCCUGUCCUUUAUGAUGGUGGAUGUCACAGUGACCCUUACAGACAAACAACAACGAAUGUUCGCUUUCUGUUGCACUCUUUGCCUGGUCAACUCAUGUGUAAACCCGCUUCUAUACGCCCUACGCUGCAAAGAGCUGAGGGCAGAACUGUUUGCAUUGUUAGCAUGUUGCAAGGCAUGCAGGGAACGUACGUUGGGAAACACUCGUGGCCAAAGAAAGGAAAAUGGUUCUGGGAUUAGCAAAAAGAGCAAAGAUCAGGCUGUUAGUGAUAGUAACCCAGAUACUAUUUCUGAAAGCAUAGACAAGCAGUAAAACAGCACAUAA
Molecule: messenger RNA, 1203 nt
Organism: Sinocyclocheilus anshuiensis
Lineage: Eukaryota; Metazoa; Chordata; Actinopteri; Cypriniformes; Cyprinidae
Product: cannabinoid receptor 2-like
Exons: 3
Biological process (GO): G protein-coupled receptor signaling pathway
Cellular component (GO): membrane
Molecular function (GO): cannabinoid receptor activity
Source: RefSeq, a predicted model, not a curated record